Messenger RNA from Ostertagia ostertagi, 660 nucleotides. The record is from the annotation of a GenBank genome assembly. Lineage: Eukaryota; Metazoa; Nematoda; Chromadorea; Rhabditida; Trichostrongylidae.
ACUAAGUUUCUAGAUUACACCCAAUUUCUAUCAAUUCAGCUCCACAGAACACUCAAUUUGGCUGCGCUGCCAAUCGUUUUACUCGCCACGCUUCUGAUUUUCAUCGCCAAAGAUUGGACAUGGGAAGGUCCCAGUGCGAAUCAGUCGGCCGGUGAAAACUUCAGUCCUGGCAGUGUUCAUUCACUGCUGGGCACGAUCUCUGUGCUGAUUCUAAUUGUGCAACCGCUGAUGGCGUUGAUGCGAUGUCAACCAGACACCGGUGCUCGUCCCAUCUUCAACUGGACGCAUCGUUCGCUUGGAAUCAUCGGAAUUUUCUUAGCAAUUAUAUCGAUUCUGAUCGCGACCAACUCGUUCGUUUCCUUAUGGGGAGAUUCAGCCUGGACGUUCGGUGUCAUGAUCUUCUACAUUGUGAUACUGAUUUUGAGCAUCAUUUUGUUCGAGCUCCUCACCUAUAUGAAAAACAAAGCUCCGAAUAAGACCACCGCUAUGGAAAUGCGCAAUCGCUCCACCCAUCGUUACGACGAUUCUGGACGAGUUAUCAGCAAUCCGCCGAAGAUCAUUAAUUCCAAGCCAUUGCACGGUGUGUUGGCACUGUACGUAUUUUUCGUGCUGUUCUCCCUUUGUGUGGCCGCUUUGCUGAUUGUGAUGCUAUCGGUCUGA